Messenger RNA from Fibroporia radiculosa, 507 nucleotides. RefSeq lists its product as uncharacterized. The transcript has 7 exons. Lineage: Eukaryota; Fungi; Basidiomycota; Agaricomycetes; Polyporales; Fibroporiaceae. Bases 1 to 507 code for a protein of 168 amino acids. The record is from RefSeq and is a predicted model, not a curated record.
AUGUUGGCCAAAGUUUUCGUGUAUGCUCUUCUCCCCAUUGCUGCCAUCAACGCGGCCCCCACUAUCCCUAAGCGUGGACUUCUUGAUGACGUGAAGUCUGCUUGGAGUGUUGCUACCUCGGAUGUUGCUUCUGCCGUACACGGUGUUGAGACUGGUUACCACCUUGGUGUUUUGGAGGCAUCUGCCACGCAGAUCUACGACUCCCUGACGUCCGAGCUCGGCACGGCGACGACCAAGGUGUUCGCUACGGUGACAACCAUCAGCAGCGUCCCAGUUGUUGAGGUGACCUCCGUAGGCGGCGGUGCCAUCACCAUCGCGACGUCUGGUGCUAGCAGCACGAUGACGACAUCCUUUGCCGGACACACCUUCGUCGUGCCCUCCGUCAGCGCGACGUCUUCGCACAACGCUGCUGUCGGCUCCUCGAGCCUAUCACUGUCGAAGCCCAUGCUCGUCAGCGCCGCGACCAUCCUCGGCGGCAUCUUCACCGGCGCGCUCUUCGUGCUGUAG